This is a messenger RNA of Dunckerocampus dactyliophorus (ringed pipefish), 7119 nucleotides long. Its product is annotated as zinc finger protein 516-like. Bases 800 to 4117 code for a protein of 1105 amino acids. Gene Ontology annotation, biological process: regulation of DNA-templated transcription. The transcript has 6 exons. Gene Ontology annotation, molecular function: DNA-binding transcription factor activity, RNA polymerase II-specific; RNA polymerase II cis-regulatory region sequence-specific DNA binding. The record is from RefSeq and is a predicted model, not a curated record. Gene Ontology annotation, cellular component: nucleus. NCBI's taxonomy places the organism in Eukaryota, Metazoa, Chordata, Actinopteri, Syngnathiformes, Syngnathidae.
GGCAAGAGAGACACACGGAGAGUGGAGUGAGAGAAGAACCUGUACUCUUCCACAGCAUAAGGAGAUAGGAAUCCAAAACACAUAAUAAUCAUUCUGCUCAAUUUUUGCAAAGUGGGCUGCCAAUUGCCUCACUGGAAGGCACAUAAUAAUCACUAUUUAUCUUCGCUGGAUCUGGACUCUAUAUCGUUUUUGGAAAGGUGCACCGGUCUUUUUUCGCUUGUGCGUGUGUGUUGCAGCUCAACGGUAUGUUAACUGAUGCUGCCUGGUUUCAAAGCCGGCUGGUUAGCAAGGUGGCAUGAUUUCAUCAAUAAGAAUCAAAAGGUGGAUGAUAGAGAUGGCCUUAAAGCUGCUGAUACGUGUAAAAUGUGAAGAUGGAAGAGAGAGGCCAGUCAUAUGAAUGAGAAAACAAAGAGUGGUUUAAAAGUCUUUCAACGCUGCCUGGAGAGAUUAUGAUUUAAAAUGUCUCGUUCUUCGGAGACAGUCAGACAUCAGAAACAGCUUUAAAUAUCCAAUCAUUUAGUUUUCUUAUUAAUGCAUUCAUACUUUUCAUUGUAUUAUGGUACUGAUAGUACAUAGUAUCACACAUAUUGACAUUGGUAGAUGAAGAUGGCUAGAUGGCAUUGUUUUUGUAGCAGUGCUAAAACAGCUGUUGUGAUAACAGCUUGAUCUCUAGAAGACAGCAAGCAGAUGACAUUUUAAUGAACACAAAGGCCUUCUCGGCAUUCUUAUGUGCACGUGCAGAUAGUAGUGGUAUGAGAUUUUAGUUAAAAGUCCAGGUGUACUGGGUAGUUUCAAUCUCAUGAUGAAUCCUAGUGUGGAGGUGAUGGAAAUCCAAACAAGAAGUCAAAAGGAAAAGUUGACUCCAGUCAAAGCCAAUUCCAAACAUGAUAUGGAGAGUGAGGAUGACAAAAUCCCAGGGUCUUACGACUGCAACGUUUGUGGACGCAGCUUCCCUUUCAUGAGCUCUCUGUCACAGCAUAUGAGACGCCAUACUGGCGCACGCCCUUAUAAAUGCCCCUACUGUGACCACAGGGCCUCUCAGAAGGGAAACCUCAAAGUUCACAUACGCAGCCACAAACUGGGCACGCUCUCUAGCCAUCACUCCAACGAUGAACAAGAGGGAGGAGCAGAGGAGGAAGAGAUGAGUGUUUCAGAGGGUCUUGACGGAGGCACAAGUCCAACCAAGAGCAGCUCAGCUUGUAACAGGAUGAUGAGUGGAGAUGGUGCUGAAGAUAGUCGCAGGAAAGUACCUGUGAGGAACUUGAAAAGAGAGAAACCUCUAAGUGACCAGCGCCCUUACUGCUGCCGUCUUUGUGGCUAUGAGGCCCAGCGGGAAGACCAGCUCCUGAGCCACAUCGAGAAGGUUCACAUCACUGUUGACAUAGACGAGCAGACGAGUGUUAAGGAAGAAGUCGUAGCUGAACCAGAUGUCCUCCAGCCUCAGUGUGAUGUGGCCUUUCCUUGUGAAACCUGUGGCCAGGUCUUCACACAAGCCUGGUUCUUAAAGUCACACAUGAAGAAACAUGCAGGAAUCCUGGACCAUUGCUGUCGCAUAUGUGGAAGACGAUUCCGCGAAGCUUGGUUUCUCAAAUCCCACAUGAAAACACACAACACAAGAUCACGGUCACGAGCAAAAUCUGAUGCUGCUGAGCAUCCAGCCACCAUAAAUGAUGUAGCACAGGAUCCUGAAAUUGUCAGCUCUGUUGCAUCUGUCUAUCAAAUGUGCUCGAAAUGUGGGAACUUGUUUGAUAGCCGAGAGAGCUUGAGGGCCCAUGAUAAAGUCCACAGUCUCAGUUAUGGGAAGAAAUCUCAAACCCGAUCACGACCCAGUGAUGAUGAGAACUCACCAGCUGUGAAAAAACGUUUGCUUGACUACUUAGGCCUUCAGCCAUUUGCAGAAAAGGCUGAGGAAGAUGACAAUGAUAGGAUACUGGGUCAAAGAAUCUCUGAGCUUGAUCCAGUUUGCAGCUACCAAGCAUGGCAGUUAGCUACUAAAGGAAAAGUUGUGGAACCAGUAGAGUGCAACAAGGCUUCCGGUGAUGGAGGAAGUAUUGGAGACGAAGACCUUGCUACAGCUGCUGUAGUGUAUGAGAAGGAGAGCAGCAGCUAUGUGCUUCAAGGUCAAGAAAAACGCAGCUCGGUUCGCCGGAGCAGCUCUGGUUUGGGAAACCAUGUUUCUUCUGGAGACCAGACACCAGAGAGCCUCAGUGAUUCUGAGUACCGACCUUCAUCUCGCCAGGAGCGAAGACGACCAUCACAGUCUCAAGCUCCCUCCAAAUCCAAUGAGUGCUUUGAAUGUGGGAAGAUGUUCCGCAGUCGCCACCAGGUGAGUGUCCACCAACGUGUCCAUAGAAAGGAUGGAGGCAGGAUGUCCAUCGAAGACAAGGAAAGAACUGAGAAUAAAGACCACUGGGGAUCAACCAGUGACCCAGAAUCUGGCUCCCCAAGCCGACCCUUCACCCCGGGGUAUGGAGACUCUCCACCAGCCUCCACUCUCAGAGACCAUGCAUCCGAGAUGGGAACCGCUAACUCAGGAGAGCUUGCAGAUGAGAAGCCUUACAUCUGUAGCCUGUGUGACUUUGUUACCGCUGAGUCACAAACCUACUUGGCUCAUGUCCGUGUCCAACAUCCAGUUUCCUCCACAGACAGAACAAGCCCCAUUCCCAGAGUCACCCCCGAUGGUUAUCCCAAGUUGAAGAAAGCCCUUUUGCAGGGGUUGACAAAUGCUGAAUCCCCUCCAGCUCACCCUUCCACAUGCUCUUCUCCACUUGAUCCUUUCUUGACCCCUGUGGAUUUAUGUGUCAGAGCUGGGGGUCACAGGGGCAGAACCCCUGCUGCCCAAGACAGGAAAAUCCUCCCAAACCACAAGUGUUCCUUCUGCUCCCAUUCUACCCUCUAUCCUGAGGUUCUGUGGAUGCACCAGACUAUUGCUCACCGUAUGACCAGCAGUAGCUCCAAUCUGGCGCCAAAAUGGGCUCUGAAAAACAACAACAAGGGGCCCAGAGACAGCUUGUUAUCCUCGAGAAGGCGUACUGGCCCCCCACCAGUCUUGGAGGGUAAGGAAUGUCCACCGCUGCCAACACUUGUACGUGCCCAACGUACACGGCCCCCGAUGCAGGCUAGCGAUGUACGGAAAAAAAACCCAACAGGUGAUCAUGCAGGUACAAUACCACCAUCAUCCUCUACCCCCUCGCCGUUGCUGUCGAGAGCCUCCACAUCCACCUCAAGAUCUCAUGCUGGGAGAGUCCCCCAGAAUCAGCCUCCUCGCUUCAGACACAAAGUGACUAGUUCUUCUAGAGGAAGCUCACAGUCAUCCUCCAGCUCAACAGAGAAGCACCCCAGGACCAUUUCACAUUCCCCAGCCCCAUGCCCCAAUUCUUCUACAGCUUCCAGAAGGGCAGACCAUUACGUGAUGCCACAGGAGGGACUGGGCUUCAUGCUGUCUAGCAAGUAUAGCAGUCAAGCAGAGUACAACCGAGCUGGAGGGUUCUCUCAUCAGCCCCUUACUAACUACCACAACGAGCACCGCACAAAUGCUGCGAGGCCUAGUACCAUCAUCCAUAGCUCCACAAUGGGACAAGGCUACGGAGCCUCACAGGCACAUGGCAGCAUGCUGCAGACUUAUUCAGGUUCGUCCUCCUUCCCCUCAAAACCUAAUGGAAAUAUGAAGCAGGAGACUCCAGAAACGCCAAACGACAUCCUCAGCUUCCUAAAAAACUACAGCCCGCAUGAUCUGGCUGCGCUUUACCACCGCUGGGGUGCCUCUAAUGCACUUAUGGAUCCUACUGGGAUGCUGAGGUCUCUCAUGCAGCAGGGACAACAUUUCUGCCACGAGUGCGGGAAGAGUUUCAGCCAGCCCAGCCACCUGCGCACUCACAUGAGGUCCCAUACAGGGGAGAGGCCUUUCUGCUGCCAGCUCUGCCCAUACAGAGCCUCUCAGAAAGGGAACCUGAAGACACAUGUCCAGAGUGUCCACCACAUGCCUUUCGACAACAGCCGGUACCCAGACUCAAGGACCUUGUUACCAAACUCCGCGGAGCGAGGAGCUGUCAGACCACCACCAACACCACAAGAACAGCUUAGGUGCUGUCAUGGACCUGGGUCUGAACCAAUCUGAAUCCAGCCUAGUCAGGGACUGAAACACCUGAGGACUUGAUGAACUUUACAGCUUUGUGGUGAUAAUGUGAAACAUUUUCUCGAUUCUAAUGAGGGUUUUCUAUAUUUCUUUUGUAGUUUGAGGGAGAUGUUUUUUUAAUGCAUACAUAGAAAAGGUUGCUUUACAAUUCAAUACAGUAGGUACAGUACAGUCCUGGACAAACUAGGGUUUGCACACAUACAGUAUGAGAAUGUAUCUCAAUGUGCAGUAAAAUGAAGAGUUUGCCAGCUCAACAAGUAUUGUACGACUCCGAAAGUUUAUGCUCCACUUCUUAAAAAUGAAGAUUGUGUUGAAUUCAUAUGUUGCCCUUGAUGAAUCCCAUACUGUCCUUACAGUAGUCCCAACAGAUAAAGAGUCCUACUGCAACGACUACGGCAGCAUCAAACAUGCUUAAAAAUGACCGGUGAUUAUUUGAUUAUCAAUAUAGUGGCCGAUAAAUGUUCUCUGGAUUGUAUAAUUGAUUAAUCGACUAAUCAUAGCAGCUAUAAAGAGUUUGUCUUUGGGGCUGGAAGCCAUUAAAAUGCCUCUGUGUGUGUGUGUGUGUGUGUGUGUGUGUGUGUGUGUGUCAGCAUACACAAAUGUGUUAAAGUCACUUGGCUCUAGUCUUUAAGUGCGGUCUUAGGAGUGACCACUCUGAGGGGGAAUGAUUAGAGGCAGGGAGGUGAGAUUAGUGGGAGAGAGAAAGAUGUGUCUGCACUAAUGCUCAUUAAAAAGAGUUGCGUUUUAAUAGCCAUUAUAAAUGAGUGUACCAUUUUUAUGGUCAUACAAUUAUUGUCAAUUGAAGAGGAAGGGGCUGAGUGCCGGCAGUUUCCAUCUAUAUAACUCCUUUAUAUUACUGAGCCUUUCCCAUACUGACACUUUGACUUUGAUUUACGCUGCAAACUUGCAGUGGGAGAAGCAUGAAGUCUCAGAUAGGAAUUGCACAAAUUACAGUCCAGCUUGUGCACUUUUGGUGGCAAAUUCUGUUAAUGCUAGCCAGUGUGAUUGCUCUCUGCUAAAUGGCACUAAGGUGUCAAAAGCAGAGAGAUGGGCUACAGUCAGCAUCAUUAGGGAUUUUAGACGCCCUUUUUUUUUUUUUACUCGAAAAAAUGUACUUCUUUUAUCACAUAGACUUACUGCGACCCCUUUAAAGUGACGAUAUUUACCAGGUACAUUGUGGUUAAUGGUACACACGUCUGAUUCCCAGGCCAGGGUUGCGUCAGAAAGGGCAUCUGGAGUAAAACUAAGCCAAAACAAGACAGAGAAAAUCUAAAAGUGAAAACCAAAAAAGGAAAAAAAAACAUUUUUUUGGAUCACAGUCUUAAUAUGGUCAACGACCUGAUCCACGAACACUGCACAGAUAUGCAGUUUACUGUAAGAAACCAACUCGAUAUCCAGAAUAAAGUGGUUGUUAUUAUUAUUGAAUGAUUUGUAGCUUAGGAUUCUAAGAGCUCAAAAGAAGGCAGGCAGCGGUCAAAAGGUAUGCCUUCUUGGUCCCAUCGUGGGACAUCAGGACGAUACAUCCUAGUCUAUUGACACCCAUUCUGUGCUUCAGCCAUGCCACGAAAUAAUGAACCCCUUUGAACGAUCUCGUUGUUGUACAGCCUUAACAUAUAUGUGUGCAUGAGUUUGUUUCCAACCUAAAAUUACUGAUUUAAGACGUAACAACUAACAUCCGCGCUCUGCAGUCUCUCUCUACAAGAUGUAGUAGACGACAUCCUUUGCAAUGAGUGUUAAAAUGAAUACAAGGAUUUUUUUUUUCACGUCUUCUACUUGGGUUUGUGUUCUCAGCAACCCCUGAAUUGAGUAAGCCAUGCCUCCACUCUUUGGGUAGAAGAAGAGCAUCAUAAUUGUCAGGGAUAUACAGUAAGUGUCGGGUACAUUUUUUGCACGCGUGGACGAUUCAAACCAGUUAACACAGAAUUAGACUAUUAGUCAAUUUUGAAACCUCAGUAGUUUGGAAUGAACAGCGGAUGUAAUGCCAGCUCGGUGUUGAGAUAUGCAUACAAUAUUGCGUGCUUCAAUAUGCCUAAUGAUACACAAAUGUGUGAGGUCGUGGUUGGUGAAAAUACUUGAAAAUGGAUAUUCUAGCCUUGUAGUGUAGUGUAGUGUAGUGCUAAUACAUACGUUGUACAGAAUUCCCUUUAAGAUGAACUUCCUUGGUUAGGAAUUUGUACUCCGAAGUGUGACUUAGAAAAAGUGAGCAGCCGGAGUGAGUGUAAUAUAAACUAUGUAUGCGUAAUCCACUCCUACCAAACCUUUAUAUACAGCGGUAGAAACCAAAUGGCAUUAUUAGUGCACUUAGACUAGAUUCCUGCUUUAAAGUUUCUGUUCAACUCUAGCCAAGGUUACGUUGAGAAUGUUUCCUUUAACAGUGCCAGCUAAUGCAAUUCAAUGUCAUUUUGGGUUUAGAGGCUUUUUGCAUAGAUUUUAAUGACAGAUAGCUUUUUUGUACUGCUUUUUAGUUUCCUCGAGGAAAGUUUGACAAGUUGAGGUGCAGCAGUGCUUAUUUUUCAUGAAGAUGUAAGAGCUUGUUUUUAGUCUUUCUCUUGGCUAAAUUGUAGGAUUUUUGUCAUUAACUCGCCACGUCUGGCCUCCCACUGGGACUGUUUCUUUUUUUUUUUCUUAUGUCGGGGGUUUAUCACUUAUUUUAAGUUGUGUUUUUUGCGCGUGUGAGCUUUUUAUUUGUGAUGAACUUCAUGAUUAAUGUACCUUAGAAGACCUUAUUAUUCCAAGUGUUUUGGUUGAGAUCUGUAUUUAUUAUCACUUCAAAAAGGACACAAGGACAGAGGCAGGACAGGUGCAUUUGGUAAUUUUGAUUUUCUGGGUCUUUUUUUUAAUUAUUAUUCUUUUUUUUUAGUGUGUCGUUUCAAGCCAGCAAGCUGAUGUGAAAGCUCUACCUCGUCUGAGCCAUUCUCAGUUCUGUUACACUUUUGUAAAUCAUGUCAUGUCCACAAUAAAGACACACAAAAUGGCGAGUUUUG